This is a messenger RNA of Heterobasidion irregulare TC 32-1, 168 nucleotides long. RefSeq lists its product as uncharacterized. Lineage: Eukaryota; Fungi; Basidiomycota; Agaricomycetes; Russulales; Bondarzewiaceae. Bases 1 to 168 code for a protein of 55 amino acids. The record is from RefSeq and is a predicted model, not a curated record. The transcript is spliced from 2 exons.
AUGUCCUCAUCGCCAAUUCAAAGCAAACGGCCAAGUGCAACCCCUCGGAUUUCACGUCGAGCUGGCAUUGGUAAGAUUAAGCGUAUGCGUAGACCGAUGCUCCCGAGUGGACUUGAUCUCCCAAGGGAGAAGAGCAGAUCUGAGGGUCGCUCCAAAUUCGGUAAGUAG